This is a messenger RNA of Hemibagrus wyckioides, 7437 nucleotides long. RefSeq names its product citron Rho-interacting kinase. Gene Ontology annotation, molecular function: protein serine/threonine kinase activity. Bases 342 to 5273 code for a protein of 1643 amino acids. Gene Ontology annotation, cellular component: cytoplasm; cytoskeleton. The record is from RefSeq and is a predicted model, not a curated record. The transcript is spliced from 40 exons. Gene Ontology annotation, biological process: peptidyl-threonine phosphorylation; actomyosin structure organization. NCBI's taxonomy places the organism in Eukaryota, Metazoa, Chordata, Actinopteri, Siluriformes, Bagridae.
AUAUCUGAGCUGCUUUUGAGUGUGAUUUGCUGCUCUGCUCUAGGAUGCUGUUUCUGUCUCUCUUCUCUCGUAGUCCAUCUCUUAAUCUUCCUUAACAGCACUGCACUCUGCUCUGAAGAUGACUUUCUUGAAUGCAUCCAGACACAUAAACCCAUCUCACUGUUUAUGGACCUCCAAGAAGCCACACCACUGGGCAUCCUUCCUGAGGACCUGUCCUCUCUGAAGUGGAACCUCAGUCACUAGUCUUGGCAAGGCAAGAACCGCACUCCUUUUAGACCAACAGCAUCAAAAGAGAAAAAACCAUAGCAGCACUCUAUCUUCACCAAGAAAUAUAUUUGAAGAUGGAGCAGGAGAUUUCUAAAGUGCAGAGAACAAUGUCUGACUUGGAGUCAGUCCUCCAGCAGAAGGAUGUUGAGCUGAAAGCUUCUGAGACUCAGCGAAGCAUCCUGGAACAGGACCUGGCCACAUACAUCACAGAGUGCAGUAGUUUGAAGCGCAGUUUGGAACAGGCUCGUAUGGAGGUCUCUCAGGAGGAUGAUAAAGCUCUGCAGCUGCUCCACAACAUCCGUGAGCAGAGCAAUAAACUGCAGGAGAUCAAAGAACAGGAGUAUCAUGCUCAGCUGGAAGAGAUGCGUGUGUCCAUUCGUCAGUUGGAGGAGAACCUCUCUGCCGCACGGCGUCGCAGUGACUUAUAUGAGUCUGAGUUGAAGGAGUCACGUCAGACUAGUGAGGAGCUGAAAAGGAAGGCAGCAGACUACCAACAGAAAAUCCAAAAGGCCAAAGAACAAGGCAAGGCUGAAAUGGAGGACCUCCUAACUAAACUGCAGAAGACCAAUGAGGAGCAACAAGUAAAAAUUGAGGAGCUUCAGGACAAAUUAGACAAGGCAGUGAAAGCGAGUACUGAGGCCACAGAGCUCCUGCAGAAUGUUCGUCAGGCUAAAGAACGCCUUGAGCGGGAUGUUGCACGACUUCAGAUCAGAGAGGACUCCACUGACAGCCUACGCAGACGCUUGCGUGAGACAGAGGAUGGCAGAAAAACCCUGGAAAAUCAAGUAAAGAGGCUGGAGAUUGUGGAGCGCAGGGAGAGCAAACUAAAAGAGGACAUCCAGACCAAAUCACAGCAGAUACAACAGAUGGCUGACAAAAUCAUGGAACUGGAGGAGAACUUACGUGAAACACAAGCCACAGCCCAGCGGAUGGAGACUCAUUUGGAGCAGAAAGAGAAACUAUAUGAGGAUAAGAUUAAGGUAUUGGAGAACCAAAUGAGGGUAGACCUGGCUGAUAAAGAGCUCCUGGAAUCGAAACAAGGCAUAUAUGAGGAGGAAGCUCGGGAGAAAAGCAAAUUGAUCAGUGAACAGGCAGCGACUAUCAGUGCUAUGGAGUCAAAGAUGACCAGCAUGGAGCAGAGGAUUUCUGAGCUCUCUGAGGCCAACAAACUGGCGGCCAAUAGCAGUAUCUACACUCAAAAGAACAUGAAAGCCCAAGAGGAAAUGAUAUCUGAACUGAGGCAGCAAAAAUUCUACCUGGAGUCUCAGGCAGGCAAACUGGAGGCCCAAAAUGCUAAGCUAGAGGAGCAUCUGGAGAAGAUGAGUCAACAAGAACAAGUCAACAAAAGCCGUGUGCUGGAGCUGGAGGCCAGACUGAGAGAGAUUGGCCUGGAACAUGAGGAGCAGAAGUUGGAUUUAAAGCGCCAAGUGUCUGAGCUGACACUGUCAUUACAGGAGAGAGAGUCUCAGAUCAGCAGCCUGCAAGCUGCUCGCCAUGCAUUGGAAAGCCAGUUACAGCAGGCCAAGACUGAGCUAGAGGAGACCACUGCUGAGGCAGAGGAGGAAAUCACUGUUCUCCGGGCUCACCGGGAUGAAAUCCAACGAAAGUUUGAUGCCCUGAGAGACAGUUGUGCGGUGAUCACUGACCUGGAGGAGCAGUUGACUCAGCUAACACAGGAAAAUGCAGAAUUAAACAGGCAGAACUUCUACCUUUCCAAGCAGCUGGAUGAAGCCACAGAUGAAAAUGAGGAGAGACUGCAGCUUAGCCAAGAGGUGGAUCGGCUGCGCAGAGAAGUGGCUGACAGAGAGAUGCACCUCAACAACCAGAAACAAAACAUAGAGACCCUGAAGACGACAUGUACCAUGUUGGAAGAACAGGUGCUAGAACUGGAGACACUAAAUGAUGAGCUGCUGGAGAAGGAGAGGCAGUGGGAAAGCUGGAGGACAGCACUGGAAGAGGAGAAAAACCAGGCUGAGCGCAGGGCUCGAGAAAUACAAAGACAGCUGGACAAUGAAAAACAGAAUAGGUUGCGUGCUGACCAGCGCAGUUCAGAGUCUCGUCAGGCUGUUGAACUUGCAGUAAAGGAACACAAAGCUGAGAUUCUGGUGCUGCAGCAAGCCUUGAAGGAUCAAAAACUGAAAGCAGAAGGCCUCUCCGAUACACUGAGUGACUUGGAAAAGAAACACUCCAUGCUAGAGAUGAAUGCACGCAGCCUACAGCAGAAACUGGAGGCUGAGCGAGAGCUUAAACAGAGGCUGGUGGAUGAGCAAGCAAAGCUACAACAGCAGCUGGACAUGCAAAAGAGCCAUAUUUUCAGGUUGACACAGGGCCUGCAGGAUGCAUUGGACCAGACAGACCUACUGAAGACUGAAAGAACAGACCUAGAGUAUCAAUUGGAAAACAUACAGGCUGCAUAUUCUCAUGAGAAGGUGAAGAUGGAGGGCACCAUCACCCAACAGACCAAGCUUAUAGACUUCCUGCAGGCCAAGGUAGACCAUCCCUCUAAGAAGAAAAAGGGAAUCUUCAGUGGCAGGCGUCGGGAGGACCUGCUGGCAGCGUUGGCAGCCCAGAGUCAGACCCAGACAGCCUCUGUGUCUGUUGUGACACCUGUGCCCCUGCAGUACAGUGAUAUGAAGGCAGCGCUGGAUAAAGAGCGUGCCCGCUGCUCUGAACUAGAGGAGGCCCUCCAAAAGACACGCAUGGAACUUAGAGAGGCCAUGCAGUUUAAUAAAGCACUGGAACACGGUGGUACUCCUGCCACUCCUGGUCUGGCACGGCAGCAGCUCAUGAUGUCAACUAAGUCUAACAAAUCCCCUGAACACCAGCCCAACCCUUCCAACCUGGCUCAAUCAAAUGCCAGCCGCAGGAAGGAGACAGCCACCACUGACGAAAUAAGAAGAGCUACUUCUGAAAAAUAUGUGCGACGUGUAAAAGAGAGGCUUCAUCACAGUACUCAUGGUAGUCACAGCACCCCACACCGGUUCACCCAGGGUCUCAACAUGAGGGCAGCCAAGUGCACUGUAUGCCUAGACACCGUCCAUUUUGCCCGGCAGGCGGCUACUUGCAUUGAAUGCCAUGCUUUGUGCCACCCAAAAUGCUCCCCCUACCUUCCAGCCACAUGUGGUGUGCCCACUGAAUAUGCACUUCACCUAUCUGAGGCUCUGUGCAGGGAGAAGAGCAGUAACUCAGGUCUACAGCUCAAAGACUCCAGUGGACACAUGAGGCUGGAGGGCUGGAUAAAACAGCCCAGGAAUGGCAAGCGUGGUCAGGGCUGGGAGAGGAAGUAUGUGGUGCUGGAAGGGAACAAGGUUCUUACCUAUGAGACUGAGCCCAGAGAAGAGUCGGUGAAGCCGGUGGAUGAGUUUGAUCUGUAUAUAUCUGAAGGUGAAGUGAUUGUGCACAGUGCUGUGGGUGGCUCAGAGCUCACCAACACUGCAAAGUCUGAUGUGCCGUUUGUGAUAAAGUUGGAGUCGCUCCCCCAUACAUCCUGCUGGCCAGCUCAGUCACUGUACCUCAUGUGCUCAAGCUUUGCAGAGAAGCAGCGCUGGGUGGCUGUUUUGGAGGCCAUCGUGGCAAGUGCCCGUGGUGCUCGUGAGAAAGCAGAGGCAGAUGCAAAACUGUUGGGAAAUUCUCUGUUGAAGCUGGAGGGAGAUGACAGGCUGGACAUCAACUGCACACUCCCCCUCACUGACCAGAUUGUGUUAGUGGGUUCAGAGGAAGGUCUGUAUGCACUAAAUGUUAUAAAGAACUCAUUGACUCACAUCCCAGGCUUGGGAUCUGUGUUUCAAAUCUACAUCAUCAAAGAGCAAGACAAGCUGCUCAUGAUUGUGGGUGAUGAGAGGGCACUCUGCCUGGUGGAGAUAAAGAAGGUGAAACAGUCCCUCUCUCAGUCCCACCUCCCAACCUUGCCUGAAAUUGUUCCAUACAUUUUUGAGACUGUCAAGGGUUGUCACCUUUUUGCUGCAGGGAGGAUUGAAAAUGGUUCCUGCAUUUGUGCAGCAAUGCCCAGUAAAGUCACAAUUUUGCGCUACAAUGACAAUCUGAGCAAAUUUUGCAUUCGCAAGGAGAUUGAGACUUUGGAACCCUGUAGCUGUAUUUACUUCACCAACUACAGCAUCAUCAUUGGCACCAACAAGUUCUAUGAGAUUGAGAUGAAGCAGUAUGUGCUGGAGGAGUUCCUGGACAAGAAUGACGUGUCAUUGGCUUCAGCUAUGUUUACCACAUCCUCCUACAGCUUCCCCAUUGCCAUCAUGCAGGUGUCAAGUGCAGCUCAGAAAGAGGAGUACCUGCUCUGUUUCCAUGUGUUUGCACUAGCAGAGUUUGGAGUGUUUGUGGAUGCCUACGGCCGAAGAAGUCGCACAGAUGAGCUCAAAUGGAGUCGUCUUCCUCUGACAUUUGCCUUUAGAGAGCCAUACCUGUUUGUGACUUACUUCAACUCGCUGGAUGUUAUUGAGCUUCAGGGUCAUGCUGCUCUUGGGCCUCCUGCACUUGUUCACUUGGAUGUCCCCAACCCACGCUACCUAGGCCCGGCCAUCUCUUCAGGUGCCAUUUACCUGGCCUCAUCUUACCAGAAUAAACUGAGAGUGAUCUGCUGCAAGGGCCACAUAGUACGAGAGUCAGGAGAAUUGCAGAGGACAGGUUCUAACAGGAGCUUUGACCUCUGCACCAGCCCAAAUAAGCGGUGCCCACCCACUUAUAAUGAGCACAUUUCAAAGAGGCUAGCCUCAAGCCCUCAAGCUCAAGACAGUGUUGUGCACCGGGACCCUAGCACACCACACCGUUACCGUGAGGGCCGGACUGAGUUCCGCAGAGACAAGUCCCCAGCUCGGCCACUGGAUCGUGAGAAGUCACCAGGGCGUGCUGUAAUUGAUCCACGCAGAGAGAGAUCACCAGGGCGGCCGCUGGAUGAGCGAGAAAGAGAGCGUGAACGCACACGUCUGCACACAAGCUCAGUCCGCACUCAACUCACACCAGUUAACAAGGUGUGGGACCAGUCUUCAGUGUGACAGCGCCCCCUGGACAACUGAAGUGUAAGAGCCAUCGUCCAGUCCCAGCACAGAUGGACAUGCCAUUUUACAGGCACCUCUUGUAAUACAACUAUUCCAUCGUGACAUUGCUGCUGUGAGCAGAACCACAUCCUACUUAUAUUUUUUGGAUUUAGCUGUUGUACAAAUUAACACAUUUUGCUCAUAUAUUUACGUAGGAUUAAUGAGGAAGGGAACAGAUUGGUGAAAGAUUUUAAGUGGUUAUUAAUAUACAUGAAAUCCUUUUCAUAGCAUGAAAUAUGAAAUAUAUAUACAUACAUACACAUACAUAUGUGUGUUGUAUGUAAUAUAUAUAUAUAUAGCACAUUCUAACUGUAAAUAUGUGGCCAGCUUUUAUAGUUAAAGGUAUGAGAGUUGAAUGACUAAGCCAUGUCUAUUUUUUAAAGUGUUUGUAUAAAGUUAAGACAAAAAUUUCUUACAGAAAACAUAAGUUUUCACUUUCACAUAUCUGCUUUUGUGGAUAUCAAGCAUCAGACUGGCUGCUUUUUUUGAUAUUGCCUGUUAAUUUUUUGUUCACAAUUUUGUAAGACCUGAAAGACAAAACUACUUAUUAGGCAUGCGCUGAGCUCAUAACUUUUCUUUCUUUUCUUUUCUUUUCUUUUCUUUUUUUUUUACCUUGCUCCUCUCAGAACAAUAAAGGGUACCUAUUUGUAGGAGCAUAAUUCAAGAAUCUUACACCAACAGUAGUUUUGUGUGACGGAUUGUGUAUGACUUUAAGUAUGGCGAGCUGGACAAGAUCUGGUGACUAGGAAGCUCACUGAAGAACAUUGAACUCAUUGUUCUUCAAAAUGAUGACUAUCAAAAUAGAUACUAGAGGCCAGACUAACAGAAACUUUUGAACAGAAAUAUUUUAAAGGCACAAAUGGACAUACUGUCUGCUUACAGUUUAAAGACUCACAGGCUUGAAAUUAUUUUGUUUUGCUUGAAACAAGGCAGUUUUAAUUAUCUUUCUGAAAAAUAGGUCUGAUGACUAAAAAGCAAUUACAGAGCAGCAAAAGCCCUCCUUUAGCAUUUCUAACUGCUACAAACACUUUCUUAAUUAUAAAAUUUUUACUUUUUUCAAGCAUUUCUAAAGAGAUGCUCUGCUGUACCUUAAAGAACUCCCCAGAUGUUUGUGUAGACUUUUUAGUCCAAGCCAUUCCAGUGCAGGUUGAAUGUGUUAUGACUGGAUGGUCAGGCAAGUGUUUACACUACAAAUAGAACUGGCUGAUUCCUCUGCAAACUCCAAUAUUUUGUUUGUUAGUCAAAUGUUGGUAAAAUGUUAUUCAAACAUUUGAUAGGCAGCAUUUAUAUGGUAAAUCAUAAACAUUCCAGGCAGAGUAUUUAAGUAUGGUUUCAUUGUGGAAAAAUGCUGUCCAAUCAGACAGAUAAAGAUAAAAAUGAAUUUCAUAUUAAAGUCAUCAACAUUAAAGCUAUAAUACCAUACUUAAAGUUUCAGCAAUGCAAAUAAAUAAAUAAAAAUCUCAGUGCAUGCCUAAUGCAUAUAUUACAUUUGGAAUAAGAGCUCAGUCCUAUUAUUGCUACAAGUGUCCUUGUGCUGUUGCAGUAAUUGUAUAGCAAUUUUUGUUUAAACAGUAUAACAGUAUUUCCUUUUAUUAACACUAGUGUCUACAAGAUGUCUACUGGGCUGUUCUGGAAAUUUUUGCUGCUUAGAGUAAAGAUGUCCUGUAUGGUGUUUGGUGAAAUAACGUCCAGUAGCCCUCAGGGUUUGUAUAAGACAUAUUGCUGCUUCCUAAUUGUGUGAGCUAACCAGCACAGCUACACUAAAGCCCUUUUUAACAUAUAGCAGAUAACAGUGUGUUCACAUCAUUCGCAUGCAUACUUUUCUUCUCAGUUUGCUUCCCAUGAGUCCACUAAAUAAAUAUGGAUUGUUAUAUAUUUAUACAUAUUGAUGUUUUUUUCUUUCUUUUUUUUUUUUUAACAUGAAUGACAAGUUACACAGUGUGACUCCUGACUGUCAUACAACAAUCAAUAAACUGCUGAAUAAAAAAAAGAGCUGAAAAUAAGGGACUGGUGUCAUGUUUAAAUUUAUGAUGUAAUGUUGAGACAGUGUGAAACUGUGUUUCAGACAGUUAUCAUUGUGUAAGAAAAUAAACCUAGGGAUUUUCUCUUUUUGAAAAACAAA